Molecule: messenger RNA, 2553 nt
Organism: Phaeoacremonium minimum UCRPA7
Lineage: Eukaryota; Fungi; Ascomycota; Sordariomycetes; Togniniales; Togniniaceae
Product: putative intermembrane space aaa protease iap-1 protein
Exons: 7
Coding region: 1-2553 (850 amino acids)
Biological process (GO): protein quality control for misfolded or incompletely synthesized proteins; mitochondrion organization
Cellular component (GO): mitochondrial inner membrane
Molecular function (GO): ATP-dependent peptidase activity; ATP binding; ATP hydrolysis activity
Source: RefSeq, a predicted model, not a curated record
AUGUCAUCUUGCGCAGGACAUAGCAGCAGCAACUACCGACUUGUGGCCAUCGAUAGCAAACACUCUCUUAGUGCCUUGGAGAAGCUCAAGCUCUUCCGGCCAUGCGCCAGCUCCGCGCUCGAAGAAGACCGAACCCCAACACUUGUCGGAGAAGCCUUCACUGUUGCAACCACUACAUUACGAGCCCCCAGUUCCCGAAUUCAUGCGAGCGGCCCCGAUGUCGUCACUACGCGCAGCCGAGAAGCUGCUGCGAAUAGAAACCCCAGCAGUGCCAGUGCUCAAAAUGCCUACUACCAGGCCCUUUUGAAGGCAAAUAUGCCUGCACUCGUCGUUGAGAGAUAUCAGUCAGGUCGAUUUGCACGCAAUGAUGCAAUUGACGAGGCUUAUCACCGUGCAUUACUGUCGAUGAACAGCGGCGGUGAUGUCGCAGCUACAGGAGCUGGUGAAAACAAUCUUGCCAACCACCCAAGUGGAUUAACCCCAACCCAACUCCAAGCCGUCAGCCAAGCACUCGCCGCGCAAUCCAAGGGAUCCAACAUCGCAAUAGCAAAGGGGACUCAAGGCACUGGUACAAAGGACGGCCCGAUACAUGUUGUCGUUGAUGAAUCCAUUGGCGGGGUCUUCUUCCGCUGGAUCAAGUUUGUCCUAUGGUUCUGCCUCUUCACCUACCUAAGCUUGGUUGUUGUCACUAUGAUGAUUGACGGUCUGAACACAUUCAAACGGACUGGAGGUCGUCAAGACAGUGAGGUAAAACCCGAAAACCAAACAACGCGAUUUUCCGAUGUCCACGGCUGCGAUGAGGCGAAGGAGGAGUUACAGGAGCUUGUCGAGUUCCUACGCAAUCCUGACAAAUUCUCAACUCUGGGAGGAAAAUUGCCCAAAGGUAUUUUACUAGUUGGACCUCCUGGAACCGGAAAGACCCUUCUCGCUCGAGCUGUCGCUGGGGAGGCUGGUGUUCCGUUCUUCUACAUGUCUGGUAGUGAAUUUGACGAGGUCUACGUUGGUGUUGGAGCCAAGCGUGUUCGAGAUCUUUUUACCUCGGCAAAAUCGAAGUCGCCCGCUAUCAUCUUCAUUGAUGAAUUGGACGCCAUAGGAGGCAGGCGAAACGCUCGAGAUGCCGCAUAUGUCAAGCAAACACUCAACCAGCUGCUGACUGAACUUGAUGGCUUCGAACAGAACAGUGGUGUCAUCAUCAUUGCCGCUACCAAUUUUCCGCAGCUCCUUGACAAGGCUUUGACACGACCUGGUCGUUUCGAUCGCCACGUGCAAGUUGACCUUCCAGAUGCUCGUGGCCGCCUAGCUAUUCUCCAGCAUCAUGCUAAGAAGAUCAAGAUGGCAACGGGCAUUGAUCUUCAGGCCAUCGCGCAGACAACCCCAGGCCUCUCAGGUGCUGAACUUGAAAACAUUGUUAACCAGGCCGCUGUCCACGCAAGCAGGUCGAAGGCCGAAUCCGUCACGGUGAAGGACUUUGACUGGGCUCGAGACAAGGUGCUGAUGGGAGCUGAGCGAAGAAGCAUGGUAAUCUCGCCAAAGGAGAAAGAAAUGACAGCUUAUCACGAGGCUGGCCACGCCUUGGUCAGUUACUUCGCCAAGGUGCAACCCAGGAAACUUUACAAGGUCACCGUGCUACCGCGAGGUGGUAGUCUCGGUCAUACAUCCCAACUCCCCGACAUGGACCGCUAUUCUCAGAGUGCCCAGGACUUCUUGGCCAUGAUCGAAGUCUCCCUCGGAGGCAAGGUAGCUGAAGAGAUCGUCUACGGCAGCGACAUGGUGACAUCCGGCGUCUCAAGUGACCUGCAAAAUGCAACCGCGAUAGCGUAUCAAAUGGUUGCGGCGUUCGGAAUGUCUUCGAAGCUCGGGCCCAUGGAGUAUCAACGGAUGUAUGAGCAACUCAGCUCAGAGACACGUGCCCAGGUUGAGUCUGAAGUACAAAGAACUCUCACAGAAGCAUAUGAGCGGACGAGGCAGCUUCUGCUUGCCCGACGUUCAGGCUGCCUGCCAUAUGUCUCACACUUCUUGCCUGGCUGCGCAGUCUGCGUGUUCUCCCAUUUCAGCUCCAAGAUGGCGGACAAGGCGAAGGAGCGGCUGCACGCUAUCGGCAAACAGCUUGCACCUGCAACCGUCGAGGAUGGCACAUAUGAGGGCAUCCCACGCAUAAAGCAGGUUGCUGCAGCAUCCGGUGGCCCGCGAGUACAGGGCAAAGUAGUCAUUAUAACAGGAGCCAACUCGCUCCUCGGCAUUGGUCGAGCCUCGGCGCAUCAGUUCGCCCAGAAUGGCGCGAAGGCAGUGUACAUUUGCGAUUAUGACGAUGAGUAUCUUGGCUUUCACGAACGUGAGAUCAAGUCAUUGUACCCGGACGUAAAUGUGCACACGAGGAAGUUUGACGCUGCCGACGAGAAGGCGGUAAAGGCCGUGAUAGACGACGCCGUCCAACAAUAUGGACGAUUAGACGUCUUCUUCGCCAAUGCCGGCAUCAUCGGCCCACACUCUGUAUUCACAGACGUCGACGAGGAGGACUUCAUGCAGGUCUUGAGAGUCAAUACCCUCGGGUGA